AUGAGCGACGAUACUUGCGCAAACCCCCUACUUCUGGGAUGGAUCAAAGAAUGGCUGGAUCAGGCCCGGGAGCGUAAUACCAAAGGUGUCACUGUGUACAAAAAGGCAUAUGAGUCGAUGAAGGCUUGCCCCUUGGAAUUCCAGCAUCCCUCAGAAGCCCAGCAACUCAACGGCCUUGGCCCUAAGUUAUGUGAACGGCUCACGGAUAAACUAAACGAAUACUGCAAUGAGCAUGGACUUCCUAUGCCCGAGGAUCCACGUAUUGCAAAGGCAGGGAAGAGGAAAUCCACCGGUGCUGAUACUGAAAGCCAACCAGCAAAGAAGACUCGGAAGCCCAAGACGUACGCGCCUGCUUUACGAUCUGGACCUUAUGCUUUGAUACUUGCCCUGGGCAGUCUCGAUGAGAACUUGAAUCAGAGCAUGACCAAGGCGCAGCUGAUUGAGAAAGCUCAGCCGUAUUGUGACACCUCGUUCACUGCGCCUAGCGAUCCGACUAAGUUUUUCACUGCGUGGAACUCUAUGAAGUCAUUGCUCACGAAAGAGCUCGUCUAUACUCAGGGACAUCCUCUGAAAAAGUAUGCUCUAACUGAGGAAGGAUGGGAGGUUGCAAAAGCUAUCAAGAAGACGGCGCAAAAGUCAAAUCAGAACACAUUGUCGUAUGGCACUCAGUCGGAUGUUACCUCAAAUAACCCUAAUACCGCAGAGAGGGAGAAUUCUGCAAGUCACAAAGUCUCCGAAACUCUACCCUGCCUGGAUAGUCAACGACCUACACUGGACUUUUUGGGAAAUACCACAGACGACCCAACCAUCACACCGAUCUCUAUCCCGCCAGACAGCUUCACGGUUCAGCUAAUCCUUGAUACUCGAGAAGUUCGGACGUCCAAAGAUAGAGACUAUAUCUCCAACGAGCUAAUCCGCAAAGGAAUAACCCCGGAAGUUCGUGCCCUCGAAGUCGGUGACACAAUGUGGGUAGCCAAAUUCCACGACCCAACAUUCCUCCGCAAAUAUGGCGAAGAGGGCGACGAAAUCAUGUUAGACUGGAUUGUCGAGCGCAAACGCCUCGACGACCUCAUCGGCUCCAUCAAAGACGGGCGCUUCCACGAGCAGAAGUUCCGCCUUCGCCGUUCCGGCAUCAAAAAUGUCAUCUACCUCAUCGAAGAAUUCGCAGUAACACAUCAUGAGUCCAAUGCCGCUUCUGCUCAGAAAUAUCACGAAAUGGUUGCGUCUGCUAUUGCCCAGACGCAGGUGGUGAAUGGAUACUUUGUCAAGAGGACCAAGAACCUCGAUGACACCAUUCGGUAUCUAGCACGCAUGACAUUCCUACUGAGGAAUAUGUACGGCGCCUCGCCAUCCUCCUUAUCCCAACCCUCUACACCCUCUCAUACCCUCUCCCUCCUGCAGACACGCCAUCUAUCCCUCUCAACCUCUUACCUCGAAGCUCUCAGCACCCUCCGCACCGAAAAUCCUCACAUCACAUACGGUGUAACCUUCCCCACUUUCUGCGCCAUCGCUUCCAAAUCGGAAGCCCUAACGCUCCGCGAUAUCUUCCUCAAGAUGCUCAUGUGCACCAAGGGAAUCAGCGGGGAAAAGGCACUUGAGAUUCAGCGGGUGUGGCCAACGCCUCAGGCGUUCAUAAGGGCGUUUGAGGAGCUGAGAGACGAUAAGGAGAGGGAGAACAUGGUUGCGGAUCGCAUGGCGCAUGUUAUGGUGGGCAGGAAGAAGAUUGCGAAAAUACUCAGUAAAAAGAUCGCCGAGGUUUGGGGCGGUUUACCUGGAUAG
Aspergillus mulundensis is the source of this 1779-nucleotide messenger RNA. RefSeq names its product crossover junction endonuclease MUS81. Gene Ontology annotation, biological process: double-strand break repair via break-induced replication; resolution of meiotic recombination intermediates; DNA catabolic process. The coding region runs from base 1 to 1779 and encodes 592 amino acids. The transcript has 4 exons. Lineage: Eukaryota; Fungi; Ascomycota; Eurotiomycetes; Eurotiales; Aspergillaceae. The record is from RefSeq and is a predicted model, not a curated record. Gene Ontology annotation, molecular function: 3'-flap endonuclease activity; crossover junction DNA endonuclease activity; DNA binding. Gene Ontology annotation, cellular component: nucleus; Holliday junction resolvase complex.